Messenger RNA from Vitis vinifera (wine grape), 2037 nucleotides. RefSeq names its product bZIP transcription factor TGA10. Gene Ontology annotation, molecular function: sequence-specific DNA binding; DNA-binding transcription factor activity. The transcript has 11 exons. Gene Ontology annotation, biological process: regulation of DNA-templated transcription; DNA-templated transcription. Lineage: Eukaryota; Viridiplantae; Streptophyta; Magnoliopsida; Vitales; Vitaceae. The record is from RefSeq and is a predicted model, not a curated record. The coding region runs from base 384 to 1859 and encodes 491 amino acids.
GAAUCUCAACCCGGGGUGGUUCCAUUUUUGUCAAUUCCAAAAGCGGUUUGUCUGAUUGGAGCGGUUUUAGAAAGAGAGGAAGAGAGAGAGAGGGAGGGAGUUGAAGCAGAUAUCUUGAGACCGCUUUAUCUGAAAAUUUGGUUUGGAGAAAGUCGUCUGGUUGUGUGAAGAGAGAGAGAAAGAGAAAAGAUGGAGAAAGAGAGAGCUUGAAAAAGCUUUGUCGUUUGUUUCAUUUGCAUUGAAUUCUAUUCUCCCUUUUCCUCCCUCAUUUUUAUCUUCUUAUUAUCAAACCCCAUAACCGACUCCCUCUCUCUCUCUCUCUCUAUCUCUUUAUCUCUAGAAAUGAUCUGCACUGGACACACCUCAAGGCAGUUUCACCAUUAAUGAGGUUCUCAAGAGCUGCUGCUGAAGAAGAAAUAGAAGCAAAGCUUCUUGUGAGUCCUUUCAUGGCGACCGCUAGUAAACCCACCAACCACACGAGCCACCUAGAAUUACAGCAUCAACAACAGCAGCAACAGCAGCACCAGCAAGUGUUGGAUCAUCAUCAGAUGUCUUACGGAAUGAUGCAAUCAUCGUCAUCAUCAGCUAUGCCUGGAAACUUCUUAAGCAAAGACCCUGGAGCUUAUGAUUUAGGAGAAUUGGAUCAAGCCCUUUUUCUCUAUCUCGAUGGGCAUGAUCCUUCAGCUAUACAAGAGCAAAGACAUAACUCAGAUAUCAGACCUCCAACGCUAAACAUUUUCCCCUCUCAGCCUAUGCACGUAGAACCACCAAUAAAGGCGAGUCUAGGGUUGGUUUCUCCAUCAACCAGCGGUUCAAAGAGACCAUCAGAGCCAUCUAUGGAGUUGGCCAACCCAAAAAAUGAUGCUAAUGUUUCUGGGCCUGAUCAACCAGCCAAGGCUGUCAAGCGCGAAGGAAACCGCAAAGGUCCAACAUCGAGUUCAGAGCAGGAAGGACCCAAAACGCCAGACCCUAAGACACUGAGAAGACUUGCUCAGAAUAGAGAGGCAGCCCGGAAAAGCAGGCUAAGAAAAAAGGCUUAUGUUCAGCAGCUAGAGUCCAGCAGGAUCAAGCUCACACAGCUGGAACAAGAACUACAAAGAGCUAGAGCUCAAGGCCUAAUUUUCACUGGUGGAGGACUUUUAGGAGGAGGAGGAGGAGACCAGAAUGCUCCUGUGGCUGUGACCAACUUGAGCUCAGAUGCCGCCGUCUUUGACAUGGAAUACGGUAGAUGGCUUGAGGAGCACCACCGCCUCAUGUGCGAGCUUCGAGCAGCAGUACAAGAGCAUUUACCCGAGAACGACCUUCGCCUCUUCGUGGACAACUGCAUAGCACACUUCGAUGGGAUGAUGAACCUCAAGAGCAUGGUCGCCAAGUCCGAUGUCUUUCAUCUUGUUUCGGGCAUGUGGAAGACUCCGGCCGAACGUUGCUUCAUGUGGAUGGGUGGUUUCCGCCCAUCAGAGGUCAUCAAGAUCAUUCUGAACCAAAUUGAGCCCUUAACGGAGCAACAGAUCUUGGGGAUAUGUGGAUUACAGCAGUCGACCCAGGAGGCGGAAGAAGCUCUCUCUCAAGGGCUUGAAGCUCUGAAUCAGUCUCUCUCAGACACCAUAGCUUCAGACUCACUGAGCGCGCCUCCUAACAUGGCGAACUACAUGGGUCAGAUGGCUAUUGCCAUGAACAAACUCUCUACUCUUGAAGGAUUUGUUAGACAGGCGGACAAUCUGAGGCACCAGACUAUUCACAGGCUGCAGCAAGUCCUGACCACCCGACAAGCGGCAAGGUGUCUGCUGGCCAUGGCGGAGUAUUUCCACCGCCUCCGAGCUCUCAGUUCUCUCUGGAUGGCUCGCCCUCGGCAGGAAUGAGAAAAUGAAAAACCCUAGUUUGAUCUUCAUAUGUUUAGAGUAGUACUCUUUUCCUUUAGUACUAGCAACUCCUUUAAUGUAUCUUUUACUUUGUUUCCACAGAGGGAUGAUGUAUAGAUAGACAAAUAAAAUAGAUGAAAAUCAAAACAGUAGGAGUAAUCUAACUCUCUUUGUUUUC